Stegodyphus dumicola is the source of this 1914-nucleotide messenger RNA. RefSeq lists its product as uncharacterized. NCBI's taxonomy places the organism in Eukaryota, Metazoa, Arthropoda, Arachnida, Araneae, Eresidae. Gene Ontology annotation, molecular function: protein binding. The record is from RefSeq and is a predicted model, not a curated record.
GGUUGUAAUAUGCCAGCGAUAACGCUUUUCUUGACUUUGGUAAUGUGGCGCCAGGAUUCAUAUUAAUUGUCACGCUUUCUUUGAAGCAUCUUUGACACUAACAGCCUUCCCGUACGACGGCACAAGCUCGACUGAAAUGUUCAAAAUUCCAAAUACCGAUUGCAGAAUGGAGAUGACAGGAUGGGAAGUAUUUAACUUCAGUUGGAGUAUUGAGAAAGUCAGCAUGUGCCCCCAUUCAGCGGGAGAAUUUCUUUGUAGCCCGAGUUUUGUCGUACAUUCUUUACCUGGUCUCAGUUGGCAUUUGAAUUUAUAUCCGCGAGGGAAUGAAGAAGCAGAUUUCAAGUCUGUUUAUCUUAUGAGGAAUAACAUCUGUGGCACUGCUGUAUCGCAUAUUUUUACAGUCGGUGUUGGAACUGCUCUAAAAGGUGAAGAUAUGGUUUUGAAUCGUAUUGAAGAAAUGCAGUGUUUAAUUAGAAUUAAUUAUAAUUGGGAGUAUGUAAAAAACCCUGACAUUCUCAUUAUAAAAUUGGCUUUAAAGCCACUUAAUAAAAUUAAGCACGACAUUCUUCCUUCACUUUCCUACGAAAAUGGACUUUUUGCAGAUGCUGUGGUAUGUGCCCGUGAUUUUGAUUUUCGGGUGCAUAAAGCUAUUUUGUGGGCUAGAUGGCCUAAACUAGCAGAAAAGCUUGAGGCUGAAGCAACUUGCAAGACAGUUCUGGAUAUCGAACCUGAUGUAUUGAAUGCCAUGAUUAACUAUGUUUACACUGGUAAACUAGACAAGAAUACGACUGACAUUAAAGCGAAAUUGCCUGCUGCUGCAGCCAAACAUGAACUUCCCAAGCUGCACUGUAUGGAUGUUGUUACGCAGGAAGUCUGUACUCAUAUUAAUGUGGAAGAAGUUUCAUUUCAUUGCAAUGUAGACCGUUUAAUUAACAUGCCAAAUAAUACAGAGUUUUGCAGUGAUGUAUUUUAUAUCGACAUGUUUGAGUCUUGUAGAUGGUACUUGAUUAUUCGGAAAAAAACGAAAACAGAUAGUGAACGCAUACAUUACGAUGUUUCUCUCUGUAACACAUAUGGUUCAAAAUUCAAGCCGCUUUUCGUGAGAAGCAAUAUAACCUAUGAUAAUUCUCAUUAUUCUGUAAAUGAACAUUUAUUUCGUAAAAAUGAAAACUGGGUAUGUGGCACGAAUUCUUCGCAUCCAUCUCUCAGCCCGUUUAGUCUUAGGUGCGAGUUUAAAUUUUCCGAUUACCAUAGUUUUUCAAAGAUUAUAAAAUCUCGUAAGUUACAAUCUAAUAAUUUAGAUACCCUGCACUUUAGUAGUGAUUUACGAAAUCUGUACAAAACUGGCAAAUUAUCUGAUAUCACUAUUACUGUCGGUUCUAAAAUAUUCUCUGCUCACAAGAGUAUUGUUUGUGCACGAUCUGCGGUAUUUUGUAGAAUGUUUGAAACAGAAAUGAAAGAAUCGGUAAGGAACAGUGUUGACAUUUCAGACGUCGAUCCCGAUAUAAUGGACGAUAUGCUUCUAUAUAUGUAUUCAGGUUGCCUGUCAAAACCAUUGGAUGAUGAUAGAGCUGAAGAACUAUAUGCAGUGGCUGAUAAAUAUGAAAUUUCUGCUCUCAAGGAAAAGUGCUCGACCUAUUUCAUAUCACGCCUUUCUGCCAGCAAUGUAUAUCGAGUUCUUCAGUUAGCAAAUUUACGUUCGGAUGAUAAUUUGCACAAACAAGCAGUGGAAUUUCUUUCUCAAGAAGAGUAUAUUUUUUCUGCAGAAGAAUGGAAAACAUUCUCAAUACAUAAUGGUAGUGUUGCGGCCAAAGUUCUACAAGAGGUGAGAUUUCAGAAAAAAAGGAAGAAUAAUUAAUGAAAAAAUCUGCAGGUUUCAGAUUUUAAAUUACCGCCAAAGGUGGUUUUUUUUAA